AUGGCAUCUCCACCAGCGCUCGAGGCAGACACCGCAGCAGCAGAGACGACCAAUACGCUCGCGCUCCUCAUCCCUCACCAAUCACUUUUCGCCCCAGCCAUCCUCGCGCUCCUGAAGGACCACUACACAACAUACGGCCCCCUCGCACACUGGGCGCCGGUGAAGGGCUUUGGCCGGGUGAUUAUGGUAUAUGAAGUAGACGAGGAUGCUGCGAAGGCAAAGAGGGACGGCGACUGGUUGAAGCUGGAUGUCAAUAUUCCGGGCGAGGGGACAGACAGUCAAGGAGAGUACUUUGGGCGAAAGAGGCGAAAGUCGGGUCAUAAUGGGCUUGUACUCCGGCUUCAUCCCCUCCCACCUACUCCCCUCGCUAUAGAUCCGGAUGAUCUCCACCUCAAACCCCCAGAGCACGCCAAAAACUUUCUCAUAUCGCCGCCGGGCUCGCCACCGGAGGGCUGGGAACCCAUCAGCGAGGAUGGACCCAACACGUCGACCCUGGCGGAUGACUUGCAGAAAGCGCUGGAACGGAUACAGCUAAACGGAAGGCGGAGGGGAAGUAAGGAGAUCAUCCUCGAAGAAGGGGGCGUUAGGGUGGAGGUGGAGGAUACGGAGGAACGGACGGAUGAGGGGGUUGAGGAAACGGUGGCGGGUGAUGUGUGGAAGAUUCCGGGACAAGGACGCAUGCUGCACACUGCCAGACCACCCAUUGAGUGA
Messenger RNA from Dioszegia hungarica, 711 nucleotides. Its product is annotated as calcineurin-binding protein. The transcript is spliced from 2 exons. Lineage: Eukaryota; Fungi; Basidiomycota; Tremellomycetes; Tremellales; Bulleribasidiaceae. Gene Ontology annotation, cellular component: nucleus; cytoplasm. The record is from RefSeq and is a predicted model, not a curated record. Bases 1 to 711 code for a protein of 236 amino acids. Gene Ontology annotation, molecular function: calcium-dependent protein serine/threonine phosphatase regulator activity. Gene Ontology annotation, biological process: calcium-mediated signaling.